Tilletiopsis washingtonensis is the source of this 1069-nucleotide messenger RNA. RefSeq names its product putative short chain 3-hydroxyacyl-CoA dehydrogenase mitochondrial precursor. Gene Ontology annotation, biological process: fatty acid beta-oxidation. Gene Ontology annotation, molecular function: (3S)-3-hydroxyacyl-CoA dehydrogenase (NAD+) activity; NAD+ binding. The transcript has 5 exons. Bases 14 to 1003 code for a protein of 329 amino acids. The record is from RefSeq and is a predicted model, not a curated record. Lineage: Eukaryota; Fungi; Basidiomycota; Exobasidiomycetes; Entylomatales. Gene Ontology annotation, cellular component: mitochondrion.
CCUCAUUCCACGCAUGGCCAUGUCGCUCCUCCGUACCUCUCGCCUCGCGCGCAGUGCCGCGCCGCUGCUUGCCACGCGCGCCUUCUCCACGUCGCUGGCGGCGCAGCGCGACGUCAAGAACAUCACCGUCUUCGGCGCGGGCCUCAUGGGCGCCGGCAUCGCCCAGGUCAUGGCGCACAAGGGCGGCUACAACGUCACGCUCGCCGACGUGUCGGACAAGGCACUGCAGACGGGCAGCAGCAUCAUCAGCAAGUCGCUCACGCGCAUCUUCAAGAAGAGCAUGGCCGACAAGAGCGCCGACGAGCAGGCCGCCGCGGUCAAGGACAUUGUGGGCAAGAUUGCGUUCAGCAAGGACGCAGCGCAGGCCGUCGAGAAGGCGGACCUCGUCGUCGAGGCCAUCAUCGAGAACGUCGGCAUCAAGCAGGAGCUCUUCAAGUUCCUCGACGGCAAGGCGCCCAAGGAGUGCAUCUUCGCCACCAACACGAGCAGCCUCAGCGUCACCGACGUCGCCAGCACCGUGAGCGCGGAGCGCAAGAAGGUCUUUGGCGGCUUCCACGCCUUCAACCCAGUACCGCAGAUGAAGCUCGUCGAGAUCGUGCGCACCAAGGAGACGACGCCCGACGCCUUCGACACGCUCACGGGCGUGGCGAAGCAGAUGGGCAAGGUGCCCGUCUCGUGCGUCGACUCGCCGGGCUUCAUUGUGAACCGCCUGCUGGUGCCGUACAUGCUCGAGGCGAUCCGCAUGGUCGAGCGCGGCGAGGCGAGCAAGGAGGACGUCGACACGGCCAUGAAGCUCGGCGCUGGCUACCCGAUGGGCCCCUUCGAGCUCUCGGACCUCGUCGGCCUCGACACGCUCUCGCACAUCGCAAAGGGCUGGCGCGAGACGCGCACGCAGACGGGCGAGAUCUCGGCAGAGGCCGUCAAGGAGUCGGCGCUGCUCGAGGACCUCGUCAAGGACGGCCGCACGGGCAAGAAGAGCGACAAGGGCGGCUUCUACCAGUGAACGCGCCGGAGCAACGGAACACACCACGUAGCAUAGAUCACGCCUAAUCGUAACCCUCUUGUCGUG